Mycotypha africana is the source of this 342-nucleotide messenger RNA. RefSeq lists its product as uncharacterized. The transcript is spliced from 2 exons. Lineage: Eukaryota; Fungi; Mucoromycota; Mucoromycetes; Mucorales; Mycotyphaceae. The record is from RefSeq and is a predicted model, not a curated record. The coding region runs from base 1 to 342 and encodes 113 amino acids.
AUGACAACAACUUGUGAAAGAAAUGGCACUUAUUUUCUUUUAUUAUGUUUUGCCGUAGAUUCUGAUUCUUCAUCUGUUUCUUCUGACCAGUCUACCUACAAUAAUUUAAAGCCAAAACACUGUGUACUUGAUUUCUUUAACUGCAUCGCAUCGAAAGAUGCACCAGUGAACAGAGAAUUAUACACAUUGGGUCGUUGGAACAACUUCGAAUUAUUAGACCUUGUCAAGAGCUUUAUGCCGGAUAUAGUUGACAUUUACUCUUCCACACAAGUGACUGCUUGGUUGUCAAAGGAUGGUCGGUUUGGCUACUCGCAAGUUGCACGCAUCGGUAGCAAAAGAUAA